AUGAAAACAGUUACAUUAGCAACAUGUAACUUAAAUCAAUGGGCAAUGGAUUUCAAAGGAAAUCUUGAAAGAAUAAUAGAAUCGAUUAAUAUUGCAAAAUCUAAAGGAGCAAAAUAUAGAUUAGGACCAGAAUUAGAAAUUUGUGGAUAUGGUUGUGAAGAUCAUUUUUUAGAACAAGAUACAAUGUUACAUUGUUGGCAAAGUUUAGCAGUAAUAUUAAAGGAUCCAGAGUUAACAAAGGAUAUUUUAGUUGAUGUUGGUAUGCCAGUAUUACAUAAGGAUGUUAGAUAUAAUUGUAGAGUCAUAUUAUUGAAUCAAAAGAUUUAUUUAAUACAACCAAAGAAAGCCAUGGCAAUGGAUGGUAAUUAUAGGGAAGGUCGUUGGUUUACACCAUGGAUUAAACCAAGAGUUGUGGAAACUUUUUAUCUUCCAAGGAUCAUUAGUCAAAUCACUGGUCAGGAUGAAUGCCAAAUCGGUGAUGCAAUCAUUUCAACACUUGACACAGCCAUUUCGUCAGAGACAUGUGAGGAGUUAUUUACACCAAAUUCACCACAUAUUCAAAUGGGUUUAGAUGGUGUUGAAAUCUUUACCAAUGGAUCAGGUUCACAUCAUCAACUUAGAAAAUUAGAUACACGUGUUGAUUUAAUUCGUUCAGCCACCUCGAAAUCGGGUGGUAUCUACCUAUACUCGAAUCAACAGGGUUGCGAUGGUAGUAGAUUGUAUUAUGAUGGUUCAUGUAUGAUCAUGAUCAAUGGUGAUUGUGUAAGCCAAGGUAGUCAAUUCUCUUUGGUAGAUAUCGAAGUUAUAACUGCAACUGUAGAUUUAGAGGAUGUUAGAUCGGUUCGUGCUAGUUUUAUGGCACGUUGCGCUCAAGCUAAUCUCACUAAAGAAUUCCCACGUGUACGUUGUCCAAUUCAAUUGACUCAUAUAGAUUAUUGUCAUCCACCUGAUAGAGUGAUUCACAUCAAUUACAAUACACCAGCCGAGGAGAUUGGUUUUGGUCCAGCAUGCUGGCUUUGGGAUUAUCUUAGACGUUCAGGUUUAUCAGGUUACUUUUUACCCUUAUCAGGUGGUGCUGAUAGUGCUGCCACUGCCGCUAUCAUUGGUAUCAUGUGUCAAUUGGUUAUAUUGGAUGUUAGUAAAGGUAAUAAACAAGUAUUAAAAGAUGCGCAACGUAUCACAAAUUCACCAGAGGACUAUAUACCAACUGAUUCAAGGGAAUUUGCAUCACGUUUAUUCUUUACAGCUUAUUUAGGUAGUAAAAAUAGUUCAAAAGAAACUAGAGAUCGUGCAAUGGAAAUUGCAAAAGAUAUUGGAUCAGUUCAUAAAGAAGUGGAUAUCGAUGAUAUCUCUCAAUCAUUCAAUGAUGCAUUCUCACAGAUCACUAAAAAACAACCACAAUUUCGUGCUCAUGGUGGUACACCACGUGAAAAUCUUGCAUUACAAAAUGUUCAAGCUCGUACUCGUAUGGUUCUAUCCUACCAUUUGGCAUCACUAUUACUUUGGGAACAAGGUCGUCCAGGUUCUCUAUUGGUUUUGGGUUCUGCAAAUUGUGACGAAUCAUUACGUGGUUAUAUGACAAAAUAUGAUUGUUCAUCCGCUGAUAUCAAUCCAAUUGGUGGUAUGUCAAAAAUUGAUUUACGUUCAUUCAUUGAGUGGGCUGGUAAAUUCAGAGAUAUGAAAUCAAUUCUCUCUGUACUCACAGCAACACCAACCGCUGAAUUAGAACCAAUCACUGAAAACUAUACACAAUCCGAUGAAAUUGAUAUGGGUAUGACCUAUGAAGAAUUAUCAAUAUUUGGUAAAUUAAGAAAAGUCAAUCGUUGUGGUCCAGUUUCAAUGUUUGAACGUUUGGUUGCAGAUUGGGCACAUUUAGAACCAUCAGUUGUGGCUGAAAAAGUUAAACGUUUCUUUUAUUAUUAUGCAAUCAAUCGUCAUAAAUUAACAACUUUAACACCAUCCUAUCAUGCUGAAGGUUAUUCUCCUGAUGAUAAUCGUUAUGAUCAUCGUCAAUUCCUUUACAAUUCAAAAUGGGAUGUUCAAUUUGAAACUAUUGAUAAAAUUGUAUUAAGAUUAUCUCAAAGACCACAAUUAAAAAAUACUGUAAACUGUCCAAAUCAAGCAUCAUUAACUCAACAAUAA
This is a messenger RNA of Dictyostelium discoideum AX4, 2142 nucleotides long. It is a transcript of the gene nadsyn1, whose product is annotated as glutamine-dependent NAD(+) synthetase. The transcript has 2 exons. Gene Ontology annotation, cellular component: cytoplasm. Gene Ontology annotation, biological process: NAD+ biosynthetic process. Lineage: Eukaryota; Evosea; Eumycetozoa; Dictyosteliales; Dictyosteliaceae. The coding region runs from base 1 to 2142 and encodes 713 amino acids. The record is from RefSeq and is a predicted model, not a curated record. Gene Ontology annotation, molecular function: ATP binding; glutaminase activity; NAD+ synthase (glutamine-hydrolyzing) activity.